Molecule: messenger RNA, 2010 nt
Organism: Prunus armeniaca (apricot)
Lineage: Eukaryota; Viridiplantae; Streptophyta; Magnoliopsida; Rosales; Rosaceae
Source: the annotation of a GenBank genome assembly
AUGGAAUCAAGAGACAAAGCCUCGCCUCCACCAAAGCCCGCCAAGUUCUCAGUGUACCAGAACCCAUCCUUGUCCGCUGCCCUCACCGCCAAUAGCCUCCGGCCUUCGAAGCAUGCACUCCUUUGCAUCUUCUUUCUCUCCUCCGCCUCCGCCGUCGCCUUCAUUGCCAUGUUUUCCAGGGAAAAUGGGCUUAUUGACAAUUUGAAGCUCAAAAAUCUUUCCCAAGAGGCAGCCUAUUUGUUUUCCAAAGCGAUACAGACCUUCAUGGGCUUAGUAUUUUUGGGAACUCUAUUUGCACUAUUUAGAGCCAUCUCACUGAGAAAUGCCGCACCCUCAAAAGGAAAUAGUGACAAACCAUGCCACCUUACAAAUCGUCAACUAGGACUUUUGGGAAUUAAGCCAAAGGUUGAGCAAGUCGUAUCUGAGUCUUCAAAGAAACCUCCCAAGUCUAAACCCCACAUGUCUUCCCCUUCAGAUGUACUUGUUCCACUUCAUCAGCCAAUCACCAGUUCAAAUCGUUUGUCUCGAAUCAGCGGGAAUAAGUCAAACAUCAGUGGAGGAACUAAGAUGGGAUCUAUCAGUAGCCCUUCUAAAUCACCCGGUUCUACAUCUUCUUUGUAUCUUGUGUCGGGAGGUGUUUCACCACUGUCUUCUGUUCAGAAUUCGCCUGGAGUAGAUUCAGUGGUCUCCACCCCUUGGUCAAGCAAGCGAGCAUCUACAAGAGAGAUAAUGUCAGAAGAAAAGUUUGAAAGGUUCUUGGCAGAGGUGGAUGAAAAAAUCACAGAAUCAGCGGGGAAACUGGCAACUCCACCACCCACCAUUAGAGGCUUUGGUGCAGCCAGUCCAAGUUCAGCUAACACAUCUGGAACUACUAGGAGUACACCAUUGAGGCCUGUGAGGAUGUCUCCAGGUUCUCAGAAGUUCACAACUCCCCCAAAGAAAGGAGAGGGCGAGCUUCCUCCACCUAUGUCCAUGGAAGAAUCUAUUCAUGCAUUUGAGCGUUUGGGCAUCUAUCCUCAAAUUGAGCAGUGGCGUGACAGCCUCAGGCAAUGGUUUUCUUCGGUUUUGCUUAAUCCUCUACUUGACAAGAUUGAAACCAGUCAUAUUCAGGUAAUCCAAGCAGCUGCCAAACUUGGGAUGUCAAUUUCAAUUAGUCAAGUUGGAAGUGAUUUACCAACUGCUAGAACUGCUACAGUGUCUUCAAAUGAUAGGACUAAGGAAUGGCAGCCAACAUUAACUCUUGAUGAAGAUGGACUUAUGCAUCAGUUACGAGCUACUCUCGUCCAGGCUAUUGAUGCUUCGGCCUCCAAGCUGCCUCAAGCCAAUCUGCAACAAACCCCACAGCAGAAUCCGUUGGUCCCUAUUAUGCAGGAGUGUGUGGAUGCAAUCACUGAACACCAGAGGCUUCAUGCAUUGAUGAAGGGAGAGUUAGUUAAAGGUCUUCUACCGCAAAGCAGCAUUCGAGCAGAAUAUACAGUACAAAGGAUUCAAGAGCUUGCUGAAGGAACCUGUUUGAAGAAUUAUGAAUAUCUUGGAAGUGGAGAAGUAUAUGAUAAAAAGCACAAUAAGUGGACUCUUGAGCUGCCAACUGAUUCUCACUUGCUCUUGUAUUUGUUCUGUGCUUUCCUGGAGCAUCCAAAGUGGAUGUUGCAUGUGGAUCCUGCAUCCUACGCUGAAGCUCGUUCUAGCAAAAAUCCCCUAUUCUUGGGAGUCCUACCUCCAAAAGAAAGGUUUCCUGAGAAGUACAUAGCUGUCGUAUCUGGUGUCCCUUCUGCUCUCCACCCUGGAGCGUCUGUACUUGUUGUUGGAAGGCAAAGCCCCCCAGUUUUUGCCUUGUAUUGGGAUAAGAAAUUGCAGUUUUCUCUUCAGGGAAUGACGGCACUGUGGGAUUCGAUUUUGCUUCUGUGCCACAGGAUUAAGGUUGAAUAUGGGGGGAUUGUUCGGGGAAUGCAUCUUAGUUCUUCAGCCCUGAGCAUCCUCCCUGUUCUGGAAUCAGAAGCUGAGGACUGA